GCGCGGGGUGGGGAGAGACCGGCCGGGGCAGCGCGGCCCCGGGCCCGGCACAGCCACGGGGGCCGGCCCUGGAGGCAGCGUGCCAGGCUCUGUCAGGGCUGCUGGGACUCACCCAGACCCGCUGGGACCCACCCAGACCUGCUGGGACCCACUGACCUGCCGCCUGCCUUGGCCGGAGAGCGAAACGAUGAGCGUACUGCCAGAUGAGAGAGAAUUUCAUUAUGCUGCUAAAAUGAACAAUUUGGACACCGUGGAAAAGCUGUUUAAGAAGAAUGUUGAUAUAAAUGCUGUAGAUACUCUGAAGCGCUCAGCACUCCACUUUGCUGUUGCGGGGGGCCAUGUGUCCGUGGUGGAUUUCCUGCUUCAUCACAAAGCUAGACUCGACAUGGCAGAUCAGCAUGGCCUGACAGUGAUUCAUCUUGCAGCUUGGACUGGAAAUCUGGAUAUAAUGCGAAAGUUAGUUAAAGCAGGUGCUGAUCAAAAGGCUAAGAAUGAGGAAGGAAUGAAUGUACUGCAUUUUGCAGCUCAGAGCAACAGCAUUAAAAUAGUUGAUUAUUUCCUCCAAGAUCUUCACCUGAACGACUUGAACAAACCUGAUGGGAAAGGCAAAAAGCCAUUUCUUCUGGCCUCUGAGAAAGGCCAUGUUGAUAUGAUAAAAAAUUUGAUUGCUCUGAAGCUAUUUACAUCUGAAAAAGAUGAGGAGGGAAAUACAGCAUUGCACUUAGCAGCCAAAAACGGUCACAGUGAAGUGGUAGAAAUUCUGCUUGAACAAUGGGAGGAAAUAAAUGACCCAAAUCAGAAUGGAGAAACUCCAUUUUACUUGGCUGUUGAAGGAGGUCAUGAAAAAUGUGCCGAACUCUUACUGGAGGCAGGGAGUGACAUCAAUGUUUCAACUGAGAACAAUAGCAGUGCUUUGCAGGUUGCAAUUCAGAAUGGACACCUACCUUUGGUUAAUUUUCUUAUCGAUAAGAACAUUGACCUGGUUCCUAAACCUCAGCAGAAGAAUUCCCCUCUCCAUUUAGCAGUUAUCAAUAAUAAUCUACCAAUGGUAAAAAGCCUUUUGGAUGCCAAUCACGAUGUGAACUCCUUAAAUCACAGGCAGGAAACCCCUCUUCACCUGGCAGCUGACCUUGGCCAUGUGGAGUUGGUGGAAGUGCUGCUGAAGUCAGGCUGCAAUCUCAAGGCCAUGGAUAAGCAUGGAAAAACUGCACUAGCCACAGCAUCAAGGAGCCAUCAUUCCCUCAUUGUAGACAUGAUCAUUAAAGCAGAGAGGUAUUUUGCCAUGAAACAGACACAUUUUGCUCAUAGUGGUAACGGGUCAGACUUCAGUGUGUCCUUCAAACAAGACCACAGCACACAGACCAAGCAAAUCCGUUCCUCCCUUUGGAAUCUGGCAUACAACCAGUUAAAACCCCGUGAGUGGAAAAAACUGGCUGUGUUCUGGAAGUUCACAGAUGAACACAUUAAAGCUAUUGAAGAACAGUGGACAGGGAAAAAAAGUUACAAGGAACACGGAAACAGAAUGUUGCUCAUCUGGUUACACGGCACUUUGGUGGCUGGUAAAAAUCCUGUUAAACAUCUACAUGAAGAUCUGGUGGCAGCAGGACUUCAGCCUUUGGCUGAGAAGAUCAGAGCUUCAAUUAGCACUGGCAUGGACUCCAGGAAAUGUGCCAUUUCAUGAGCUCAUCAGCAAAACGUGGCAUAUAGGAUGGAAUUACAUGCCAGAUGGAAAGAGGCUUUCAAAUAGCUUUUUGGGAAACAGAAAACCUAUUCUGAAGUUGUACAGCUUUUUCCACCCUAGAAGAAUUUGCACUCCUGAAAUGGUUACUUUUUCUCAAAUGCUUGUAAUAUAGAAAUGUAAAAAAUUUAAGAGCAAAUGGCUGGCUGGUAGUUUAUAACUGCUAGGCAAGACUCACCACUUACAAUUGCUACACCUGACCUAACUGGAUAAAGUAAUUCUGUACUGGAAUUGCAAAUUAAGCUACUUCUUUGUGUCAUAUGAAAUGUAAAUAAGAUGUUUUCUACAUGAAAAAAAAUUAAAUUUAACAAGUGAAAAUUACGUGUAUAAAUCAAUUAACACCUCCAGAAAUAAGGUAGCAUCUGGCUUCAUUUGGGAUUCAGGUUUUUAUACAUUCUUGCUAGGAUUAUGACAAAUCUUUCUACUGCAGCACUUGAUUUAUGUAGUGAAGAAACACAAAAAUGUUAUGUGUAAACACCACGUGUGUCUGGCUGCAGAGUUUUCUAUCAUGGCAUAACACUGUAUACGUACCCCUAAAAGAGCAUUCAAUAUUUGAUACUUAACACAUCUAGCAAGUAUUGAACUAUUUCUUGUUCAUGUAUUUAUUGAAUUAAUACUUGGCAGUGUCUUUCUGAAUAGGUUUAAACAUUUUCUUACUACUGAUUAUACUUAAUAUCUGAAAAACUUAUGUAAAUGCCUAUCUUUGUGAUCUUCUUUAUAACCUAGCAAUAGUUUUGUCAUGUAAUGGAGGAAUUGCCUUUUCUGUUGGCAUAUUUUGUGCUGAAUCCUACUGGUUGUACUAAGAAGGUGAUCUGUAGUCUGAAGUCUUAUUCCAAGCUGUGCUCUUGUCUGUGACCUUCUUUGACUCGGCUGCAGAGCAUCCCAGCAAUAUGAGGAACAGUCCUGUAAAUCCUAAAGGUUUUUGAAUUAAAGUACAGAUGCUUGGAACCCUGCAGUACUCAUCAAGUUCUGCAACAUUAGCUUGGAAGAUGAAAAUGUUUAAGAGUUUGAUGGACUGGGUACCUCAUGCAGCCUAAAUUGGACCCUGGGUGUGGAGGAUGCCACCCUGCUGUUUUCCAUUUAAAUACACUGUUGUAGAAUAUGAUUAAGGUGAAUGUCAGCUACAUUUAAUUGCAUUAGCAACUAGAAGUAUUUGUAAUACAAAUAAAUUUCAUUUUCUCUUGAACAUA
This is a messenger RNA of Prinia subflava (tawny-flanked prinia), 2928 nucleotides long. It is a transcript of the gene ANKDD1B, whose product is annotated as ankyrin repeat and death domain containing 1B. NCBI's taxonomy places the organism in Eukaryota, Metazoa, Chordata, Aves, Passeriformes, Cisticolidae. The record is from RefSeq and is a predicted model, not a curated record. Gene Ontology annotation, biological process: signal transduction. Gene Ontology annotation, molecular function: protein binding. The coding region runs from base 188 to 1681 and encodes 497 amino acids. The transcript has 15 exons.